Talaromyces atroroseus is the source of this 3810-nucleotide messenger RNA. RefSeq lists its product as hypothetical. The coding region runs from base 1 to 3810 and encodes 1269 amino acids. Gene Ontology annotation, biological process: RNA processing. The record is from RefSeq and is a predicted model, not a curated record. The transcript has 4 exons. NCBI's taxonomy places the organism in Eukaryota, Fungi, Ascomycota, Eurotiomycetes, Eurotiales, Trichocomaceae. Gene Ontology annotation, molecular function: protein binding; RNA binding.
AUGGAUAUCAAUUCACUACUCUCUCCGCAAGAGUCGGCGGCUCAAUCGCGCCAGUCCACUCCAGCUCGUGGCACUCCCAAAGCCGGCUCAUCGUCAAGCUCUGGACAGGCGUCAAGUACUUCGCCUCACAAACCGCGACGAAGCCGUGCGGCCGGAACAAAGUACAGCUCUGGACCAUCACCGGUCGCGCGCCAAGCUUUGAAAUCUCGCUUACCCGAGCGUGCAAACCAACCUGGGAGCUCCAACAAUCAGGGCGCUGCAGUAGGAAAGGGAAAUGCCCCAACGAAUGACGUGCAAUCAUCGCAUCAGAACCCUUCGUCGAUGACGGCUCUAGCAGAGGUCGCCGCCCUCCAAGGUCAAGGCCAGGCCCAGGGCACUGCCUCUCACAACCAAAAAAGUAACCAGGCCGUCUAUUCGAACAUGUCCAUUUCGCCUAUUUAUCCAACGCCAAAGCCAGUUAAGUUGGUGCAAAAUGCACCGCGAGCUCCAGAGCCGCGGGAGCUGGUGAAACGCAACUUUUCUCAGUCAUCCUUACACCCGGACGCUCAGCAACAGGCAAAUCAGUUGUCCGCUCAUAUCCAGGCAAACCCCCAUUCAUACGAGUCGCACGUUCAGUUUAUUCAGCUCCUGCAUACCGGAUUCGUAAACCAUGUCUAUCCACCCCAUGAUCCGGACGCUCACGGCGACCCUAGGACGUACGACCUGCUCAAAGACCUACGCAGCGCUCGAGAGGACAUGGAUAAGCUUUUUGCGAUGGGUGAGGAUCUCUGGGUGGACUGGAUUCAGGAUGAGACCAUGGUCGCACAAUCGGUUGAUGAGAGGAUUGCUGUCAUGGAGCUUUGUCGGCGAGCUGUUGACGAGGAGUAUGGCAGCACGAAGCUCUGGACGAUGUUCGGAGAGUGGAUGCUUUAUCUUUAUAAUUCUGCGACUGGCCAGGCAGGAGAUCAAGCACAAUGGAGUGAAGAAGAUCGCCUAGUCGGACGAGAAGUUUUCAGCUGGCAGUUAGUGCUUGAUAUAUGGCAGCGAGCAGCCGAGGCCACCAGAUGGCGCAUUCAUGAUAGCCAUCUCAUAUGGACAAAGUUUCUCGAACUUUGCAUCAAAGAUGCCCGUUCUACGGAUAAAGUAGCCCAAGUGCGAGCGAUGUUUGAAUCCCGACUGCAGACUCCACACGCGGCGUGGGACGAGACCUUUCAGCUAUUUUCUGGAUUUGUCGGCAACUACUUCACCGAUAACUAUGAGGAAAUUAUGGCCAACACCGUUGCAAGAGCAUCUGAUGCGAAAGCCAAAUACGCUUGCCGACAAGACUUUGAAGGUAAAGUGCAGCGGGCAUUGGAGUCCAAGGACCGCAAUCUGGAGUGGGCUGUGUAUUCCGAGUAUAUUGAGUGGGAGCUUUUACAAGACCGUAUGUACAGUCACCACUUGAUCAAUGCUCUAUACCAACGUGCUCUGCUACGAUUCCCUACUGAUGUGGCUAUGUGGGAGGACUGCGUCAUGUUUUUGAUUCAACCCCCAGUGGCCGUUCCUCGCAAUGAGAUGUCACUUGUUCUCCCAACGGUCGAACGUGCGACAAGGCAUUGUCCAUGGUCAGGUUCACUGUGGUCGCAAUGCCUACUUGUGGCGGAACGCGAAGGUCUAUCAUUUGACCAAAUUGUAGAGCUCAAGCACAGGGCCACAAGCACAGGUCUUCUGGAUGCCGGCGGUCUCGAAGAGGUUAUCAAAGUCCAUACAAUGUGGUGCAGCUACCUGCGUCGACGCGCAUUCUACCCAGAUGCCAUUGACGAAGAUCUUGACGUCGCCGAAGUUGGCAUUCGUUCCGCAAUCGAGCGAGUUCAAGAGCUUGGAGAAAACAAGUACGGCAAAUCCUAUCAGGGGGACCCCUACUUCCGUCUGGAGAGAAUUUACACACGGUAUCUGAGUGAAAGUGGAAGCUGGGAUAGCGCACGUGAAUACUAUAAAGGCCUCAUUCCUACUCGUGGAAACAGCUACGAGUUCUGGCUAGACUACUACAACUGGGAAAUCAUGUGCUGGCGAACAUUUGUGGAAACUGCCGUGACGCCGGAAGCCGCUAGAAGGACUCCUGUGCCUAGCUAUGCGACAGCGGUGUUGAAACAAGCCAUUAGACGACCGGAUCUAGACUGGCCGGAGAGGAUCAUAACCAAGUACAUUGCGCAUUGCGAGGAUUACGAAGAUGCAGAGGAGCUUCAAGAAGCUAUUGUUGAGACACAAAAGGCCAUGAAAGACGUGGCACGGAGACGACAAAAAGAGGUUCUUGAACGUGUCGCCGCUGAACAAGCAGCCGCUGUUGCUACAGAAACAGCCGCGGCGGCGGCGGCAAAACGACAGUAUGAGGCUGAGAGCAAUGCUGCAGCAGCAGCAGCCGCUUCAAAGCGGAAGCGUGACGAGGAUUUUGCCCAGGCCAAUGACGUACCUACCAAAAAGGCCCGUCCGGAAACGAUACAGACAAGUUAUGAGGAGCCAGCAGAGUUAAAGAGAGACCGUGAGCAUUCUACAGUGGUAGUCAAACACCUGCCGGUGAACGUUAGCCAGUCUCAGAUCCGACAAUUCUUCCGCGAGUGUGGACCGAUCAAUGAAAUCAAAUUUUUACCUUCAGAUCAUGAUUUUGCUACUGCCGUUGUCGAGUUUGAUAGUAAAGAAGACGCAGCGGCGGCUCUUACUCGAGAUCAAAAACGCAUCGACGGCCAAACUGUGGACGUGGAAAUGGGCACUGGCUCGACAGUCUAUGUGACCAACUUUCCACCGACUGCUGAUGAAGCUUAUAUCAAAAAUCUUUUCAGCGAGUUUGGUAAGAUAGUUGAGGUCCGUUUUCCAUCGCUGAAGUACAACACGCAUCGCCGAUUCUGCUACGUUCAGUUUGAGACUGCGGAUCAAGCUAUUGCUGCGACCAAAUUGAAUAGCACUUUUGUCGGUGAUGGCCUUAACUUGCAAGUCAAAAUCUCCGAUCCUUCUCAGAAACAAGACCGACAUGGGCCAAUGUAUGAAGGGCGAGAGAUCCACGUUUCAAAUGUCCACUUCGAAGCUAGUGAAAGCGAUCUCAAGGAUCUUUUUGCUAAGUAUGGAGCCAUUGAAACGGUGCGAAUUCCUCGUAAGGUGAACGGCGAACACCGUGGAUUUGGUUUCAUCAUCUUUUCUACCAAGGAGGAAGCAACUGCCGCUCUUGCUAUGCACAAACAGGAAUUCCGGGGGCGACCACUACAAGUGAAAGUCUCUACGCCAAUGCCCGUCAAACGAGCGGCUACCGUUAUUUCCCAGAAAAGUAGAUCAGAGUCAGCAGAGCCGGAAGCCCACAACGCCGAUAAUGACCGUGCCACUCGAACAUUGGGCCUAAUGAAUAUUCCCGACACAGUCAACGAUAGUCGUAUCCGAGCACUUGCUGAGCCUUUUGGAUCGCUUGUUAAGAUUGUACUACGGCCUGAUCGGGAGGGAGCGAUUGUGGAGUUUGCAGAUGUCAAGGGCGCGGGCAAGGCUUCAUUGGAGUUGGACGGAUGCGAGGUGGUUCCUGGACGCCCAAUUCGAGUAGGCACUGCAAAUGACGUGUUGAGAGGCAAUAGAGCUCCGGUUGUACCAAAACUUUCGUCUGGUACUUUGAUGCCUCAGGUGGGGGGCCCCAUCAAGCGUCCAACACAACCAGGAGCGCGAAGCGGCGGACGCCGUGGUGGACUGGGAUUCAAACGUGGUGGAAGCGCAGCGGCAGAUCGCAUAGAAGCUUCUAGUGAGAAGACGGCCGAAGAAAAGCCACGGAAGACGAACGAUGAUUUUCGGGCUAUGAUUCAGAGCAAUGGAAAGCAGUAA